UGCCGGAAGGGAUCGUGGCUGACAUGGCGGAGGACCUGCAGGGCGGCGGUGCGGGUGGCCCACAGCACCCUGUCCCCAGUGCGAGCCACAGCAGCUUUCCAGAAUACGAGCUUCCCGAGCUGCACACGCGCGUGUUCCACGUGGGCUCCUUUGGGGAGCUGUGGCGCGGCCGGCUCGGAGCCCAGGAUUUGUCCCUGAGCGAACCGCAGGCAGCCGAGCAGCCGACGGACGGAGGGGCAUCCAACGACGGCUUUGAGGAUGCUGCAGUAGCCAGCGAUCUGGGCUGCAGUCUGGAGGCAGCGGCAGAGCUGAGGGUCGUGUGCGGCCUUGAUAAACUGAGGUGCCUCGGGGAAGAUGAAGACCCAGAAGUCAUCCCGGCGAACACUGACCUAGUGACUUUAUGUGUGAGGAAGGGGCUUUUGGACUAUCGGGAAGAAAACAUCACAAUAGAUCGUGCCUGUAGACAAGAAACAUUUGCUUAUGAAAUGGAAUCUCAUGCACUAGGAAAAAAACCUGAAAAUCCAGCAGACAUGAUUGAAGAAGGAGAGUGUAUCCUAUCUGUGAACAUCUUAUAUCCUGUUAUAUUUAAUAAGCACAAAGAACACAAACCAUACCAGACGAUGUUGGUAUUGGGCAGUCAGAAGCUCACAGAACUGAGAGAUUCAAUUUGCUGUGUCAGUGACCUCCAGAUUGGUGGAGAAUUCAGCAACGCUCCAGACCAAGCCCCUGAGCACAUCAGCAAAGACCUCUACAAGUCCGCUUUUUUUUACUUUGAAGGGACAUUUUACAAUGACAGGAGGUACCCAGAAUGCAGAGACUUGAGCAGAACUAUUAUAGAAUGGUCAGAGUCCCAUGAUCGAGGAUAUGGAAAAUUUCAGACUGCUAGAAUGGAAGAAUUCACAUUUAAUGACUUGCAUAUUAAACUUGGCUUUCCUUACUUAUACUGUCACCAGGGAGACUGUGAGCAUGUUGUUGUCAUCACAGAUAUAAGGCUUGUGCACCAUGACGACUGCUUGGAUAGAACACUGUAUCCCCUUCUUACCAAGAAGCACUGGCUGUGGACCAGAAAAUGUUUUGUCUGUAAGAUGUAUACAGCUAGAUGGGUGACGAACAAUGACACCUUUGCACCAGAGGACCCAUGUUUCUUUUGUGAUGUUUGCUUCAGAAUGCUCCACUAUGAUUCCGAAGGCAACAAACUAGGGGAAUUCCUUGCUUAUCCUUAUGUUGACCCUGGAACCUUUAAUUAGUACCAUAUAUUUCCCACUACAGAUUAGUUACUAUUACAUUAUUUAUUACAAGGGGUGGUUAAUAGUUUUUUACUUAAGUUGUUUAUGUUACUGAGAUGUAGAAAUGCUUUUUUUUUUUUUGUAUUUUGAAUAUAUAAACCUUGUCAGAAACACAA
Messenger RNA from Mus pahari (shrew mouse), 1402 nucleotides. It is a transcript of the gene Snapc3, whose product is annotated as small nuclear RNA activating complex polypeptide 3. Gene Ontology annotation, biological process: snRNA transcription by RNA polymerase III; snRNA transcription by RNA polymerase II. The transcript has 9 exons. Lineage: Eukaryota; Metazoa; Chordata; Mammalia; Rodentia; Muridae. Gene Ontology annotation, molecular function: core promoter sequence-specific DNA binding; RNA polymerase III type 3 promoter sequence-specific DNA binding; RNA polymerase II cis-regulatory region sequence-specific DNA binding. The record is from RefSeq and is a predicted model, not a curated record. Gene Ontology annotation, cellular component: snRNA-activating protein complex. Bases 24 to 1247 code for a protein of 407 amino acids.